Molecule: messenger RNA, 1746 nt
Organism: Leopardus geoffroyi (Geoffroy's cat)
Lineage: Eukaryota; Metazoa; Chordata; Mammalia; Carnivora; Felidae
Gene: GPD1
Product: glycerol-3-phosphate dehydrogenase 1
Exons: 8
Coding region: 134-1183 (349 amino acids)
Biological process (GO): carbohydrate metabolic process; glycerol-3-phosphate catabolic process
Cellular component (GO): cytosol; glycerol-3-phosphate dehydrogenase (FAD) complex
Molecular function (GO): protein homodimerization activity; glycerol-3-phosphate dehydrogenase [NAD(P)+] activity; NAD binding
Source: RefSeq, a predicted model, not a curated record
GGCUCCCGCCUCCCCACCCGCCCCUGGAGGGCGGGACUUGGCUGUACCCACGUGUGGUGGAGUUAUAUGCUCCGAGCCCCGCAGAGAAGCUGGGAGUGCAGCACUGAGCCAGAUCGGUUAGAGCAGCGGCACGAUGGCUGGCAAGAAAGUCUGCAUUGUAGGCUCCGGCAACUGGGGCUCUGCUAUCGCCAAGAUUGUGGGUGGCAAUGCGGCCCAGCUGUCACACUUUGACCCACGGGUGACCAUGUGGGUGUUCGAGGAAGAAGUCGGGGGAAAAAAGCUGACAGAGAUCAUCAACACACAGCAUGAGAAUGUCAAAUACCUGCCAGGGCACAAGUUGCCCCCCAACGUGGUGGCUGUCCCAGAUGUGGUCCAGGCUGCAGCCGGUGCUGACAUCCUGAUCUUUGUGGUGCCCCAUCAGUUCAUCGGCAAGAUUUGUGAUCAACUCAAGGGCCACCUGAAGGCAAACGCCAUUGGUGUAUCUCUUAUUAAGGGGGUAGACGAGGGCCCUAAAGGGCUGAAGCUCAUCUCUGAAGUGAUUGGGGAGCACCUUGGCAUCCCCAUGAGUGUGCUGAUGGGGGCCAACAUUGCCAGCGAGGUGGCUGAUGAGAAGUUCUGUGAGACAACCAUUGGCUGCAAGGACAAGGCCCAAGGAGAGCUUCUGAAAAAGUUGAUGCAGACACCCAAUUUCCGCAUCACAGUGGUGCCAGAGGUGGAUACAGUAGAGAUUUGUGGGGCCUUAAAGAAUAUAGUGGCCGUGGGAGCUGGCUUCUGUGACGGGCUGGGCUUUGGUGACAACACCAAGGCAGCGGUGAUCCGACUGGGGCUCAUGGAGAUGAUAGCCUUUGCCAAGCUCUUCUGCAGUGGCCCUGUGUCCUCUGCCACCUUCUUGGAGAGCUGUGGUAUCGGUGACCUCAUCACCACCUGCUACGGAGGGAGGAACCGAAAGGUGGCCGAGGCCUUCGUCCGCACAGGAAAGCCCAUUGAGCAGCUGGAGAAAGAGAUGCUGAAUGGGCAGAAGCUGCAGGGGCCCCCGACAGCCCGGGAGCUACACAGCAUCCUCCAACACAAGGGCAUGGUGGACAAGUUCCCUCUAUUCAUGGCUGUGUACAAGAUAUGCUAUGAGAACCAUCCAGUGGGUGAAUUCAUCUGUUGCCUGCAGAAUCAUCCAGAACAUUUGUGAGCGGAGCUGGGGCCAGGCCAGGCAGCUUCUUUACCCCAGUGGAGAUAGUCAGAAGCUUGGGGUACCUGGCCACCAGGAUCUCUGGGACUCUCCAUGGAGCAGCCUCUUCUGGGGGACAGGAGGCUGUGGGGCCCAACUACCUGCCUGGAGAUCCUGAACCAUCAAGCAGCCCAUAGCCUCUUGCCACCACAUCUCGCCAGAAAUGGAGUUGCCUUGUCCCUCUCCAGAUGCGGGGUUUUCUCCUUGUCCUCUGAAAGGGGUAGAAUCACACCCCAGUCCUGUCUGCUUUGGGUGUGUGUGUUGAGGGGAGGGUGAAGGGAGAGGGAGGCAAGGGCUGCCCACUGCUGCCUCUCACACACCAGAAGUCCUGUCCCCAAGCCCAGUUAAAUGGCUAAAGAAGUACCUCAGCCACAAGAGGAAUGAGGUAAGGGCUGCCAAGGAGGGGUCUGGGCUUUUGAGCCGACAGAGGCCCCAGGGACCCCUUUGCUCUGACCUCUGCCAAGCCCCACACAGCAUCAAUGGAUCUCAGUGUUUGUUAACAAAAUACAAAGCUCUCAACCCCC